GCACUACCAAAUCGGUAUGUUCGAUUUUACGCGGUUAAAGUUGUGCAAGUCGUUUGGUAGAGUAACAAGUGAAGUACUGUCAGUUUUAAGCUUUCAUCUAAACUGAAUAUUAAUUUUUAAUUUUUGUCAGUGUUAUUCAUAGACGUUUUGUUUCUUUGAAAAUCCGUGGGUCAAUAAAUUGUAUUUGAUCCUACAACUCUCUGAACGAUGUCUUCAAAAGGCAAGAAUACCUCGAAGAGUGACACACCUCCAGUGGAGGAAGAGUUUUCUGUGGAGAAGGUCCUGGAUGUGAGGAUUACUAAGAGUGGAAAAACAGAGUAUUUUCUCAAGUGGAAAGGCUACUCUGAUGAAGAGAAUACCUGGGAACCAGAAGAGAAUUUAGAUUGUCCGGAGCUGAUCCAAGAGUUCAAGGACGCAAGAAAGAAAAAAGAAUCGCUCAAAAGGCAGGAGGAAACAACACCCAAACAACCUGCCAAGAAAAAGAAAACAACCAAGGAUGGUAAAGAAGGGAAAGAGAAGGAAGUGAAAGAGAAAGAAGAAAAAACACCACAACCGAAGAAAAAAGUUGUUGAGCAGGAUGACACCCCAAAAGGAUUCGAGAGAGGACUGGAACCAGAGAGAGUGAUUGGUGCCACAGACUCCAGUGGAGAACUUAUGUUCUUGAUGAAGUGGAAAGGUACUGACGAGGCUGAUCUGGUACCUGCAAAGCUGGCUAACAUCCGAUGCCCUCAAAUCGUCAUUCAAUUCUAUGAAGAACGGCUAACUUGGCAUACUUCAUCCACAGAUGAAGCAAGUUAGAAUUUACCAGGAUUCAUCAGUUUAAUCACCAUUUGUUUGUUUUCUACUUCUUUAUUUUUUCAUUUUAAUUUUGAUGAUAAUGAAACACAUAGGCUCUUAAUAUUCAUGGUAGUAUUAUUAUAUUAGUAAUGUUACAUCUGGACUGUUUGUUUUGACGAUACUCAGUGGAAUUAUUGAAACUUAAUUUUUGCUUCAAAACUACUUUUGUGUUACCGGUGACUUAACAUUACAGGUUUAAAUUUAUUUAUUUCAUUUCAUGUAUAAGGUAAAAGUUUUAAUACACAGAGUGUAGUAAAAUUAUUUUAAAAUACAUAUUAACUGAUUUGAAUAGUUAAAAGUUGGAAAAAUAC
This is a messenger RNA of Homalodisca vitripennis (glassy-winged sharpshooter), 1148 nucleotides long. Its product is annotated as chromobox protein homolog 1-like. Gene Ontology annotation, molecular function: chromatin binding. The transcript is spliced from 6 exons. Lineage: Eukaryota; Metazoa; Arthropoda; Insecta; Hemiptera; Cicadellidae. Bases 208 to 798 code for a protein of 196 amino acids. Gene Ontology annotation, cellular component: pericentric heterochromatin; nucleus. The record is from RefSeq and is a predicted model, not a curated record. Gene Ontology annotation, biological process: negative regulation of transcription by RNA polymerase II; chromatin organization.